This is a messenger RNA of Musa acuminata AAA Group (dessert banana), 2264 nucleotides long. Its product is annotated as asparagine--tRNA ligase, chloroplastic/mitochondrial. Gene Ontology annotation, biological process: asparaginyl-tRNA aminoacylation. Gene Ontology annotation, molecular function: asparagine-tRNA ligase activity; nucleic acid binding; ATP binding. Gene Ontology annotation, cellular component: mitochondrion. The record is from RefSeq and is a predicted model, not a curated record. The transcript has 16 exons. Lineage: Eukaryota; Viridiplantae; Streptophyta; Magnoliopsida; Zingiberales; Musaceae. Bases 67 to 1866 code for a protein of 599 amino acids.
CGAGGGAGAGCCACUGGCAGAGGAUAGCGGAGUCGUGUCAGGGUCCAUAGAGCGAAGCAUCUAAGGAUGAUGGCCGCAGCGGCGUCCCUCGCCCCUGCCGCCUCGUCGUCCCUCCUCCGCCGCCCCCGAUCGGCCGCCCGCCUCCUCCUCUUGCGCCGGCCGGGAAACCCUAUCGCGGCCGCCGCCAAUUCAAGAACCGUCCGACCCAAUUAUCCGCCCCCUCCGCCGCAGCCCUUCGGCCGCCCUCCCGCUAUCGAUCCUUCCGCCGACGUUCUUGGCUCCAGAUGGAGGCGAUUCUGUAGCGCGGCGGUCUCAGCCGACGCCGAGGCCUGCGAGAAGGUUGCCACGACGGAGGCUGGGGAGACGGUUCGUGAGUUCCGGAAGCGCUUGAGGAUCGCCGACGUGAAGGGCGGACCCGACGAGGGGAUGGACCGGCUGGGGGAGGUGCUGGUGGUCAGGGGCUGGAUCCGGACUUGUCGGGUUCAGAGCACGGUGACGUUCAUUGAGAUAAAUGAUGGUUCCUGUUUAUCCAACAUGCAAUGUGUGAUGAGUUCUGACGCUGAAGGCUACGAUCUGGUGGAAUCAGGUUUUAUCACAACUGGGACUUCUGUACUAAUAGAAGGCACUGUAGUUAGCAGCCAAGGAUCCAAGCAAAAGGUGGAGCUAAAGGUGGCAACACUUAUCUUGAUAGGGAAAAGUGAUCCAUCAGCUUAUCCUAUCCAGAAAAAGAGAGCAACUAGAGAAUUUUUGAGAACCAUAGCUCAUCUCCGUCCCCGAACAAAUACAUUUGGUGCAGUCACUAGGGUGAGGAAUGCAUUGGCGUAUGCAACACACAAGUUUUUUCAGGAAAAUGGAUUUGUUUGGAUCUCGAGUCCCAUUAUCACUGCUUCAGAUUGUGAAGGAGCUGGGGAACAAUUCUGCGUGACAACAUUGAUAUCAAAUGCUGGAGAAAGUGAUUGUCCACUCAAUAGCAUCCCCACUACCAUGGAAGGGAAUGUUGAUUGGUCACAGGAUUUCUUUGGGAAACCGGCAUUUUUGACAGUUUCUGGCCAACUCAAUGCUGAGACAUAUGCUUCUGCUCUCUCUGAUGUGUACACAUUCGGUCCUACUUUCAGAGCUGAAAAUUCAAACACUGCAAGACAUUUGGCUGAAUUUUGGAUGAUUGAACCUGAACUUGCCUUUGCGGACCUGAACGAUGACAUGGCCUGUGCUACUGCAUAUCUCCAGUAUGUAGUAGGUUUCUUCUUCAAAUCCAUAUGCCAUUCUAUAUCCAUUUUGCAGGUGAAGUAUAUUCUUGAGAAUUGUAAAGAAGACAUGGACUUUUUUAACACAUGGAUCGAGAAAGGAAUUAUUAAUAGAUUGAAAGAUGUGGUCGAGAAAGAUUUCAUUCAGUUGACAUAUUCUGAUGCUGUCAAACUACUUCUUAAAUCUAAAAAGAAAUUUGAAUUCCCGGUAAAAUGGGGUUUGGACCUGCAAAGCGAGCAUGAAAGAUACAUCACUGAAAUUGCUUUUGGUGGCCGCCCAGUGAUAAUUAGAGAUUAUCCCAAGGAAAUUAAAGCAUUUUAUAUGCGUCAAAAUGAUGAUGGGAAGACAGUUGCUGCUAUGGAUCUGCUGGUUCCCAGGGUCGGUGAGCUUAUUGGUGGAAGUCAAAGAGAAGAACGCCUUGAUUAUCUUGAAAGCCGCUUGGAUGAGUUAAAGCUUAGCAAGGAUAGCUACUGGUGGUAUCUUGAUCUUCGACGUUUUGGGUCAGUUCCACAUGCUGGAUUUGGUCUGGGAUUUGAGAGGCUCGUGCAGUUUGCAACUGGGAUUGAGAACAUAAGGGAUGCCAUUCCUUUCCCACGCUCUCCUGGCUCUGCAGAUUUUUAAUGAACCAUAACUCACGUUACAGGCCAUAUAUCUAUCAUUCAUUACCGAAAUGAAAGGAGAUUCCAAGUUUGCAGCAAUGGGACUGAAAGCUUGUUGCCGUUCGGUUGAGAAAGGGAGGGUCAGUGGACUUUAACGUUUCUAAUAAAGAGCAAUAGUUCUUCUACCCUUUAUGCUUUACCUUGUGACCGGAGGCAGCGAUAGGGCACACAUGCGACCCGCUCCAUUUGGUGCAGUCAAUCACAAUGGGAAAGUCAUAAAGAGAUAAGAAAAGUAUUUUUGUAUUGAUGAACAGGACUUCCAUUUCCUUCCUUUUCAGAUGUAAUAUUUAUCAGAGGAUAACUGUAAAUUGUCAUUCCAAAUAGUCAAAGAACAAACCUAUAUCUGUAUUUGUAUCUUCA